AGUUCAUUGAGAUGUGUUUGUGUCCAUAUGAAGUCCUGUGUACAGGUUACAGAUUAUGACAGCUCCCUGCUCUCAAAAAAAAUCCUUUAAUCGCUCCCGGACGCUGCUCAGUCUGCGCAUGCGUGCACCCUUACCCAGCAGGUAAACUCCACCAUGGCGGCGCGAGGCCAUGUGCAGGAUCCCAACGACCGGAGACUGAGGCCGAUAUACGAUUACCUGGACAAUGGCAACAAUAAAAUGGCGAUACAGCAAGCAGACAAGCUGCUGAAGAAACACAAGGACCUGCACUGUGCCAAGGUCCUCAAGGCCAUCGGUCUCCAGAGGACCGGGAAGCAGGAUGAAGCGUUCACUCUGGCGCAGGAAGUCGCCACGCUCGAGCCCACCGACGACAACUCUCUGCAGGCUCUGACGAUAUUAUACAGAGAGAUGCAUCGUCCUGAAUUGGUCACUAAGCUUUAUGAAGCUGCGGUGAAGAAGGUUCCUCUCAGCGAGGAGUAUCACUCUCACCUCUUCAUGGCGUACGCUCGUGUCGGGGAGUACAAGAAGAUGCAGCAGGCAGGAAUGGCUCUCUACAAAAUCGUCCCCAAGAACCCGUAUUACUUCUGGUCUGUCAUGAGUCUGGUGAUGCAGGCCAUCUCAGCACAAGAUGAAAAGCUGGCCCAGACGAUGUUCCUUCCUCUGGCUGAACGGAUGGUGGAGAAAAUGGUCAAAGAGGAGAAGAUUGAAGCGGAAGCAGAGGUGCAGCUGUAUUUUAUGAUCCUUGAACGUUUGGGGAAAUGUGUGGAGGCUCUCGACGUGAUCCGAGGCCCGCUCGGGGAGAAGCUGACCAGUGAGCUUCAGAGCAGAGAGAGCAAGUGUAUGAUGCUCUACCAGAGACUACAGCGCUGGCCCGAGUGUAACGCCUUAGCUCACAAGCUGCUCCUCAAGAAUCCUGAUGAUUGGCAGUUUUACCCCGCCUACUUUGACUCUCUCUUCCACCUGAUCGAUCAGUCGUGGAGCGCCCCGGAGGAAGGCGAACACUGUUCGGAGGGCUCGGUUCAUCACACGGUGGCUGAAGUGGUGAGGUUCGUGGAGGACAGAAUCAAAGGGGAAGAGGGCAAAGAGUCUCGCUCGCUCAGAGGUCCAUUUUUAGCUCGACUUGAAUUAAUCCACAGACUGAGGGAACGAGGAUGUCCUGAAGAAAGCCAGCUCGGUGAUCCUUUAGAGCUGAUGGUACAGUUCUUUGGGAAGUUUGGAGACAAACCCUGCUGCAUCACCGACCUAAAAAUCUACCUGCACCUCCUCCCUGCUGAUGAACAUGUUCAGUUCAUUAACCGUCUGAGCGAGGCGGUUCCUCUGGGCGAGCAGGGCGACGACGGUUUCGCGUUCCCAGACGACACCAGGGCGCUGCAGAGGCAUCUGUGUGUGUGUCAGCUGAGUCGAGCCCUCGGCCUGCACCACUCUCUGGACGCGGAGGGAAAACUGAGGCUCAUCACCGAGCUCAAGGCUCACUAUCGUCACGGACUCAAGUUUGGAAAGACGGCCCUGAAGACGGAGCUGCAGUUCUCUGACAUGUAUUGUCUCAUGGUGGCUCACGUGUACGUCGACCUGUGGAAGGAGACCGGAGAUGAAAACAUGGUCUGGCAGGGUCUGGGCGUCCUGCAGGAGGGUCUGUCUCACAGUCCCUCCAACGCUCAGUUCAAGCUGUUGCUGCUGCUGCUCUUCUGUCACCUGGGAGCCUUUGAGCCUGUGGUGGACCUUUACUCCAGCCUGGACGCCAAGCAUGUCCAGCACGACACCAUAGGGUUUCUUCUAACACGCUACGCUGAGUCGUUGGGUCAGUUCGCUGCAGCCUCCCAGUCCUGUAACUUCUCCCUCAGGUUUUUCCACUCCAACCAGAAAGAUACCUCAGAGUACAUCAUCCAGGCGUACAAGUACGGCGCCUUCGAGAAAAUCCCCGAGUUCAUCGCUCUCAGGAACAGGUUGAACCAGUCGCUGCACUUUGCUCAGGUCCGCACUGAGAGGAUGCUGCUGGAUCUGUUCCUCGAGGCCGACAUAGUGCUGAGUCUGGAGGAGAGCGUGAAGGCCAUGUCUCUGACGGCAGAGGAGGACGACAUCCCGUGGGACAACAUGAGGGACAACAGAGACCUGACUGUUUUUACCAGCUGGGACCCGAAAGACAGACACUUAACUGAGGAGCACAGGCGUCAGUCUCUGGAGGAGGAGACGGUCUGGCUGAGGAUACGCUCUCUCACACUCCGCCUCCUCGCCGCUCUGGCCUCUCUGGGACACACGCCAUCGCAACAGAACUCCGAGGUAUCGAACGGAGUCGCGGACAAGACGUCGAUCAUCAGCAGCCUGCUCGCACAGCUCAACCAGACGCUGCAGGCGGGAGCGCAGUUAGCAGACAAACAAGUACAGUUUCCAUUCCUGGGUCCCCCCUCCACCCGCCUGGCUUCAGCUCUGUCCAGUGGCAGCUGUCAGUGUCAGGCUGCAGCCUUCCAGCUGUCGGUGCACCUGCAGGAGCUGGAGACUGUGGGACUAGACGAGUCGUCGGAGCUCCAAACUCAGAUCUGUAACAGUUUCAAAUCAUUAGUCGUUCAGCUUCAAGAAAUGCUCAAUAAAUGCAAAGGGGAUUCAUUGGAAAUGAAAGAGGGCAAAUUAAAAACACAGCCCGCCUUGUUAGAACACCUCAUCUUCUUUGUCGAGACGAUGUGCAUAGCUUUGUGGAUGGCGAGUAACUGUGCCAAGAUCCUCCGACCGCUGAAGACUAGUCUACAGAAGAAGAAGAAGAAGAAAAAGGAUGCAAACACAGCUCUGCCGGCGGUGGUUUGCGGGUUCCAGGAGCUGACGGGGAGCUUGCAGGACCUGCUCACCCAGAGUCUGGAGCACAUAAAGGGGCAGGAGACCAGCAUUACAGCCCUUAAACUGGCCAGUUUGAGCUUGGAAGGAUUCCCAGAGGAUGAAGCGUCGUUUAUGAAGGCUGCUAUGGACAAGGUGCACAGCAGUUACCUGCGCUCUCUACAGGAGGCGGGAGAUCUGCUCAAGAAGAGAGCAGAGACUAUAAAGAGCCUCAAGAUCUGAACACCAUCACACACACCCCAGAAUAAAGACGACUAUACCCCCCUCCCCCUCUCUCACACACACUCACACACACACGCACACACACACACACACACACACACACACACACACACACACACACACACACACCACCAUCGCCCCCCUGCUCCACCGUCUGUCAGCCCACCAGCUAACCCCCCCAGUCCGCCUGACUCCACCCGCCCGAGCACACAGUCGUUACUGACCUCCUUCCUCUCCUCAUCACUCGGCGUUUGUGAGCUCUCCGCCUGUUUUUCUCUUUUCUGUUCUCUUUUUUUAUUUCUUCAACAAACACCUCGGGAACAUUUGCAACUCUUAUAGCACACGAGCUUGUAAGUAAAAUCAUGAAUUUAUACAGCAGAUAUAAGCAAAACUGAGGGAUAGAGACGCCUCCUUCUAAAAAAAAAAAGAACAUAAAAUAGAGCAAAUUAGGAUCGCAGAUUUAGAGAAUCUAAUAAAUUAUUGUACAUAGAAAAGAGCAACACCUUCGACUACGUGAGAAUAUACGACACAAUAAACCACUAUUCUGUUUCUGCCUUCAUUUUGAUUUCCUGCUGACUCUGAGGACAAUCUCUCACACGGACAUCGGGACUGUUAACGCGGCGAAGGAGGAGGAGGAGGAGGAAUCUGUGGAUGUGCUGCUUUUCAGCGUUUUCCUCUUCGUCUGAAUCACAGCCGGCACCAGUUUACGUCCCGCUGACGGACACACGGACACCUGGAGAGUUCUCUCUUCUUCCUGCUUCCUUUUCUUUUGUUGUUUGUUGUUUUUUCUUUUUUGCUUUGUGUGUUGAUCAAAAGUGGAACCACCUCUGUAGUUGCAGUAUUAUAAAGAGCAGUGGUGGGCGGAGUUAUAAACCAGGACCUUUUUUUUUUUUUAAGAAGUCUGAACAAUCUGCCGCUGUCUUUGUUUUUUUUCUUUCUUCUUUUUAUUACGAGUAGAAGUGAUGCUUGUCCACUUGUCUGAUGUGGAAUCCAGUUAAAAACAAACACGCAGGACGAACCGUAAAUCCUCAAAUAAAGGCCUGGGUUCAAUUAGUGGCCUGGUCCCUUUAUCACCGCCUUUUAUGAGUGAAUGAAGAACAGCGCUCUCAUCCUGACGACACUAAAUCCUACCCACGUUUAUAACGAGCUGGACGGAGAAGAGAAGUCCAAACCAGCUUUCUUCCUGAAGCUAGCUUGCAGAAAGACAACAGUCAUACGUAAUGUCACAGCCCAUAUUUGCAGAGGUUGAGCCCCAGACUGGUUACACCCCCACAACAGUGAUGUCAGAGUAAUAUAUGCAGACUUUAUGUACAGAUAUUUUAUGUUUAGCUCAUCCAGAGGUGGAGAGUUUGAGCAUGACAACAUUUAAAUAACUACUCCAGCGCCAUUUCCUGCUACUACAUCCCUCUCAGGGUCUGGGGCUGUUUGCACUGUUUGUUGGUGGUUCAGGUGUUUUGUGCAAAGAGGCUGAUUUGCUAGAAAAGGGCCUGUUCAUAAGAGAUCAUUUCAAUGUAUUCAAAAAACACAGACGUAUGGAGACACCUUUUGCUCUGCAGCGGGGAGCGUUUGCACCCUGUGAGCGUGCUCUCUGAAUUAGAUGAUGACUUUUUGUCCACAGGUUCAGAACCAUUCGUUCAUCAGACCCCCACUUUGCUAAAUUAUGAACAAUUAUAUUCCCCAGACAGAGUGGACUCUAAUAAAGGCCUGCCUCUAAUACAAGCCUGCUUCAGUUAAAGGCCUGCCUCUAAUAUAAGCCUGCUUCAGUUAAAGGCCUGCCUCUAAUAUAAGCCUGCUUCAUUUAAAGGCCUGCCUCUAAUAUAAGCCUGCUUCAUUUAAAGGCCUGCCUCUAAUAUAAGCCUGCUUCAUUUAAAGGCCUGCCUCUAAUAUAAGCCUGCUUCAUUUAAAGGCCUGCCUCUAAUAUAAGCCUGCUUCAUUUAAAGGCCAGCCUCUAAUACAAGCCUGCUUCAUUUAAAGGCCUGCCUCUAAUACAAGCCUGCUUAAUUUAAAGGCCUGCCUCGAAUUCAAGGUCUGCUUCAUUUAAAGGCCUGCCUCGAAUUCAAGGUCUGCUUCAUUUAAAGGCCUGCCUCUAAUACAAGCCUGCUUCAUUUAAAGGCCUGCCUCUAAUGCAAGCCUGCUUCAUUUAAAGGCCAGCCUCUAAUGCAAGCCUGCUUCAUUUAAAGGCCUGCCUCGAAUUCAAGGUCUGCUUCAUUUAAAGGCCCGCCUCUAAUACAAGCCUGCUUCAUUUAAAGGCCAGCCUCUAAUACAAGCCUGCUUCAUUUAAAGGCCAACCUCUAAUACAAGCCUGCUUCAUUUAAAGGCCUGCCUCUAAUACAAGCCUGCUUCAUUUAAAGGCCAGCCUCUAAUAUAAGCCUGCUUCAUUUAAAGGCCUGCCUCUAAUACAAGCCUGCUUCAUUUAAAGGCCUGCCUCUAAUAUAAGCCUGCUUCAUUUAAAGGCCAGCCUCUAAUACAAGCCUGCUUCAUUUAAAGGCCUGCCACUAAUUCAAGGUCUGCUUCAUUUAAAGGCCUGCCUCUAAUGCAAGCCUGCUUCAUUUAAAGGCCUGCCUCGAAUUCAAGGUCUGCUUCAUUUAAAGGCCUGCCUCUAAUACAAGCCUGCUUCAUUUAAAGGCCUGCCACUAAUUCAAGGUCUGCUUCAUUUAAAGGCCUGCCUCUAAUGCAAGCCUGCUUCAUUUAAAGGCCUGCCUCGAAUUCAAGGUCUGCUUCAUUUAAAGGCCUGCCACUAAUGCAAGCCUGCUUCAUUUAAAGGCCUGCCUCGAAUUCAAGGUCUGCUUCAUUUAAAGGCCUGGUACCUUCUGCAGUAAAAGCAAAUAACGGGCCCGGUUCAUAUUUGAGGAUUUACGGCAUUUAUUUAGUAAUUUAACCAGAGAUGGGAGUACUUUUGAACCUGGACUCCACUUUGACAUACUUCCUGAAUGACUCUUAAACUGAAAAAUGCUCCAGUAGAUUCUCAAAACAGGCUGCGAUGGUGCAGAUUAAUCCCUGUUGGUGAAUAAAACAAUCAAAGUUC
Messenger RNA from Notolabrus celidotus (New Zealand spotty), 6088 nucleotides. It is a transcript of the gene naa25, whose product is annotated as N-alpha-acetyltransferase 25, NatB auxiliary subunit. The coding region runs from base 154 to 3063 and encodes 969 amino acids. Gene Ontology annotation, biological process: N-terminal peptidyl-methionine acetylation. Gene Ontology annotation, cellular component: NatB complex; cytoplasm. NCBI's taxonomy places the organism in Eukaryota, Metazoa, Chordata, Actinopteri, Labriformes, Labridae. The record is from RefSeq and is a predicted model, not a curated record. The transcript has 24 exons. Gene Ontology annotation, molecular function: protein binding; protein-N-terminal amino-acid acetyltransferase activity.